Molecule: messenger RNA, 752 nt
Organism: Drosophila mojavensis
Lineage: Eukaryota; Metazoa; Arthropoda; Insecta; Diptera; Drosophilidae
Product: acyl-coenzyme A thioesterase 13
Exons: 2
Coding region: 1-444 (147 amino acids)
Molecular function (GO): fatty acyl-CoA hydrolase activity
Source: RefSeq, a predicted model, not a curated record
AUGUCAGUUAAGAAUGGCGUUGAAAUGGUUAAAAAAGUAGCCGAAUUUAUUUCCAAAGGCACCAGUUUUGAUCGCGUUACUCAAAUGGUUAAAAUAACGAGUGGCGGCGAAGGGCGUUGCGUGGGCGAAUUUACGGUGGCAGCUGAGCAUUUAAAUCGCUUGGGCUCCCUGCACGGCGGUUUAACGGCCACCAUAUUAGAUAAUGUAACUACAUACGCACUAAUGUCCAAGGGCUCUCAUCCCGGCGUUACCUCUAGUCUAAGUGUGAGCUACGUAUCUGCGGCCAGACCAGGAGAUGUUAUAGAGGUGGAUGCGAAUACGCUGCAUGCUGGACGCAAAAUGGCAUACAUUGAGUGUGUGCUGCGCAAUAAAGCGGAUGGCAAGAUCAUUGCAAAAGGUGGACAAACCAAAUACGUGGAUUUCAACACAGAGUCAAGCAAAUGAAUGUAAUCAGUUGUAAAACUAAAUAAAUAAGAGAUAACUCAAUCUGAUGAGCUCGCUCUAAUGACGUCAUCCAUGCAAAUGAGAUGAGCUCCUUCAUCUGUUGAAUGUGGAGAACCAUGAACUAUCGAUAGUCUGCAGCACUAAAACGCUCAUCUCUAGAGCUUAUUGUUAUGAUUGUUUUUAUUUGUUAUCCACGCGUUUCGUAACAACACAAAUAUGGGCACACGCAAAAAGGGCUUGGAAUUUGCUAAGCAUAUAUCUGAGAUUAUAGCCAAAGCGACAGGAUUUGAGCGGCACUUGGAAAAGGU